AUGUCUGAGGCACCAAGAGGGACUCGUGGAGGAUUUGGGCGCGGGCGCGGUGAUCGUGGACGCGGUGAUCGUGGUGAUCGUGGGCGUGGGCGUCGUGGUGCCCGUCGUGGACCACGUAAGGAGGAAGAGAAGGAAUGGGUUCCCGUCACUAAACUCGGACGUCUUGUGAAGGACGGGAAGAUUAGAGCGUUAGAGGAAAUCUACCUCUUCUCCCUCAGUAUCAAGGAGCCUCAAAUUAUCGACUUUUUCCUCCCCAACCUCAAGGAUGAAGUAAUGAAGAUUAUGCCUGUUCAAAAGCAGACGCGUGCCGGUCAGCGCACGCGUUUCAAGGCUUUUGUUAUCAUCGGUGACUCUGAUGGGCAUGUCGGUCUCGGUGUCAAGUGUGCCAAGGAAGUUGCAACCGCCAUUCGUGGUGCUAUCAUCGCUGCCAAAUUAAGCAUCAUACCUGUCCGCCGUGGUUACUGGGGCGCUGCCCUCCAAGAGCCUCACACCGUACCGAGCAAAGUUAGCGGCAAGCGCCUCUUGCAACUGGCGGGUGUUCAAGAUGUAUAUACCCAGUCAAAGGGUUCGACUUCGACCAUGGGCAAUUUCUUAAAAGCUACUUAUGUUGCAAUUUCCAGAACGUACAGCUUCCUUUCCCCCGAUCUCUGGCGCGAAAUCCCUCUCUCCAAAAGUCCUUACGAGGAAUUCUCCGACUAUUUACACAACGCUUCUGGGCGAAAGGUUGUUGGAUACUAGAUGGGAUGUCGUGUGCCUCGAUUUCAUUUCAU
Messenger RNA from Cantharellus anzutake, 770 nucleotides. Its product is annotated as ribosomal protein S5, N-terminal domain-containing protein. The transcript is spliced from 4 exons. Bases 1 to 738 code for a protein of 245 amino acids. Gene Ontology annotation, cellular component: ribosome; cytosolic small ribosomal subunit. Lineage: Eukaryota; Fungi; Basidiomycota; Agaricomycetes; Cantharellales; Hydnaceae. Gene Ontology annotation, biological process: translation. Gene Ontology annotation, molecular function: structural constituent of ribosome; RNA binding. The record is from RefSeq and is a predicted model, not a curated record.